AUGGAUAUGGAGAAUCUUCUGAAUGAGAUCUUGCACCUGACAGGGCCUGCAAUUAGCUUCAUCAUCACUAGAAUUAUUGCCCUGGUAGCUGCCAUUGCCACCACAGCCACUGCUGCUGUUUUGCUCACUCAUAAAGAAUUUGUCAUUGAAAAUGACUUAAAUGAGACCAGACCAGAGGAGGAAGCCCAGCAACAAGCCAGACCAGAGGAGGAAGCCCUGCACCAGGCCAGGCCAGACCGGAGGAGGAAGUCCAUCAACCCUGAAAACCCAUCAAAGGGGUCUCAGGCGGCAACAGAGCAAUUUCCUUCUUCUCGGGGCGAUCUGACGGGUGGCGAGGUUGGAGUGACUCUGGGGCAGCCGCACCUUUCUCGGCAGGAUCUCGCCACGUUGGACGUUACCAAAUUGACUCCACUUUCACAUGAAGUUAUCAGCAGACAACCCACGAUCAAUAUAGGAACAAUUGGUCAUGUUGCUCAUGGGAAAUCUAUAGUUGUAAAAGCUAUUUCUGGUGUUCACACUGUGAGGUUCAAAAAUGAACUGGAAAGGAAUAUUACCAUCAAGCUUGGAUAUGCUAAUGCCAAGAUUUAUGAACUUGACCACUCAAGUUGUCUUUGGCUAGAAUGUUAUAGAUCUUGUGGAAGUAGUACACCUGAUGAGUUUCCUACAGAUAUUCCAGGGACCAAGGGAAACUUCAGACUAGUCAGGCAUGUUUCCUUUGUUGACUGUCCUGGUCAUGAUAUUUUGAUGGCUACUAUGCUCAAUGGUGCAGCAGUAAUGGAUGCAGCUCUUCUGUUGACAGCUGGUAAUGAAUCUUGUCCUCAACCUCAGACUUCUGAACACCUAGCUGCCAUAGAAAUUAUGAAGCUGAAACAUAUAUUGAUUCUGCAAAAUAAAAUUGAUUUGGUAAAAGAAAGUCAAGCUAAAGAACAGUAUGAACAGAUCCUUGCAUUUGUUCAAGGUACAGUAGCUGAAGGAGCUCCUAUUAUUCCAAUUUCUGCUCAGCUGAAAUAUAAUAUUGAAGUUGUCUGUGAGUAUAUAGUAAAGAAAAUUCCAGUGCCUCCAAGAGACUUUACUUCAGAACCUCGGCUUAUUGUGCUUAGGUCUUUUGAUGUUAAUAAACCUGGCUGUGAGGUUGAUGACCUUAAAGGGGGUGUAGCUGGUGGUAGUAUUUUAAAAGGAGUGUUAAAGGUGAGCCAGGAGAUAGAAGUCAGACCUGGUAUUAUUUCCAAAGAUAGUGAAGGAAAACUCAUGUGUGAACCAAUCUUUUCCAAAAUUGUUUCACUUUUUGCUGAACAAUAUGCUCUUCCGGGGGGUCUUAUUGGAGUUGGAACCAAAAUUGACCCAACCUUGUGUCGAGCUGACAGAAUGGUGGGUCAGGUACUUGGUGCAGUUGUAGCAUUACCUGAGAUAUUUACAGAACUGGAAAUUUCCCACUUUCUACUUAGAUGGCUACUAGGUGUGCGUACAGAAGGAGACAAAAAAGCAGCAAAGGUACAGAAGCUGUACAGGAAUGACGUGCUUAUGGUGAACAUAGGAUCCAUGUCUACAGGAGAAAGAGUUAGUGCAGUUAAGGCUGAUUUGGGUAAAAUAGUUCUCACUAUUCCUGUGUGCACAGAAGUAGGAGAAAAAAUUGCCCUUAGCCGAAGAUUUGAGAAACACUGGCGUUUAAUUGGUUGGGGUCAAAUAACAAGAGGAGUGACCAUCAAGCCAACAAUAGAUGAUGAAUGAAGAAUUACAGUUAAAUAAUAUGUUUUGAUGAAACCAGAAUUUUCUAAACAACCUACGGGUACAUUUUAAAGCAAAAACUAGGAAAUUUAUUUCACAUCUCAUUAUUUUAGAAGCUGUCAGGUUAUUUUCAUUUUUGUUAGGAAAUCUAAAUAUAUGCCACUUAAAUAGCAGGGUCUCUAGUCUCUAAUAAAUAUAAAAAUUGGUAUGUUAAUGGACGUAAUCUACAUUUUAGUAGAAGUUGAUUACUGCCAGUCAUUUUCAGAUUUAUAUGUCAAUGCAGCUUUGAAAUGAAAUUGGUUAGUACAGCCAGGUUUUGCUGUGUCACAUGUAAGUAAACUUGCUUCAAAUAAAGUUUUUCUUCUUAAUUUCUCAUGAUUCAUGUUUGAGUAUUGCCAGGAUUCAAGGACUACUGCACCAGUAGAAGUUUUAAAAGAUGUGUUCUUGAACACUGGCUCUAU
This is a messenger RNA of Urocitellus parryii (Arctic ground squirrel), 2186 nucleotides long. The record is from RefSeq and is a predicted model, not a curated record. NCBI's taxonomy places the organism in Eukaryota, Metazoa, Chordata, Mammalia, Rodentia, Sciuridae.